Messenger RNA from Stylophora pistillata, 1289 nucleotides. RefSeq lists its product as uncharacterized. Gene Ontology annotation, molecular function: oligosaccharide binding. Lineage: Eukaryota; Metazoa; Cnidaria; Anthozoa; Scleractinia; Pocilloporidae. The record is from RefSeq and is a predicted model, not a curated record.
UGUGCAUGUCACUUUGGUUACACUGGAAACAAGUGCAAGAUAGGAAAUAGCUGCAGCAAUCUGCUUGACUCGUCCGAAGGUAACCGAGCUUACUCCUUGACCGUGGGAUCAGUGUCGCUUCCAGUGUAUUGUCACAUGACCAGUCUUGGUGCAUGCGGAGGUGGUGGAUGGACGCUCGUUAUGAAAAUAAAUGGCAACAAGGGAACCUUCCAUUAUGAUUCGAAGUACUGGAGCGACAAAAAUUUCUUCAACCUUGUAGGAGGAAGGACUGGGUUUGACUCACAAGAGACCAAGUUACCGACUUAUUGGAAUACACCUUUCUCCAAGAUCUGUCUCGGUAUGAAGGUUAACCAAAAACAGCCCAACUUCAUUGUCAUUAACAAAAAGGCUGACUCUUUGUACUCAUUGAUUGCUGAUGGAAAACACCGCAACACAUCAUUGGGUCGUGACACGUGGAAGACGCUGAUAGGUUCGCAAGCUUCCUUGCAGCUUUACUGCAACAUGGAGGGCUUCAAUUGUGACUGCGUAAAGGCUAAAACUAGAAUUGGUAUCGUUGCUAACGAGUAUGCAAAUGCCUGCGAUUAUUGCGAUUCAAGAAUUGGUUUUGGUGGCGCAGGAGUCUAUGAUGUCAAUAACACGUGUGGUAACGUUGCUGUUUGGUAUCCUGACAAUGGUGAGAGAUACACCAGAGCCAUGGGAUACAUUUUCGUUCAGUAAUAUUGCUAUAGCAUGUUGUCCGUAAUGUUUAGAACAAAGCUAUCAAAGAAUCACUCCGGCGCGAGUCAGACUGUUUCAUAAUAUUUUUAAAGAUUUGAUUUCAUUGUUGUUGCCAGUUAUCAACAUUUAUCAUAUUCUCCUUUCUUUUUCGCAAAUAGUUAUCUUUCCGCAUAGGGGUACAUAACUAAAAACUAUUGAGGCUCCACUUAUGGAGGGUUGUAGAAACUUUUAAAAGCCAUCUUAACGAUUUUGAAUGAUAUUGAUGUGCUAACAAGUCUCCCACUACCCCCCCCCAUCCUUAUUUUAACGCCAAAAAUUACUCCUUUGGACUCCAAUUCAAGUGAAGGUUUGUCCUGCCGUCCUCAACGAACGUUAAUCCCCGCUAAAGCGGACAAAGCACUGUCCUUUGAUAACGUACACGGUGUGGGCUUUUCCUCAUAAAAAAGAAAAAAGAGGGGUAUUUCACUUUUGUUUAUAAAGUUUGAAAUCACCUUAUCAAUAAAGUAUACCUGGUAAUAAUAACAAAAAUGUUGCACCUACAUGUAUGACAUACAAAUUUAAAAAAUAUUCAA